Tremella mesenterica DSM 1558 is the source of this 1890-nucleotide messenger RNA. RefSeq lists its product as uncharacterized. NCBI's taxonomy places the organism in Eukaryota, Fungi, Basidiomycota, Tremellomycetes, Tremellales, Tremellaceae. The transcript has 10 exons. Bases 1 to 1890 code for a protein of 629 amino acids. The record is from RefSeq and is a predicted model, not a curated record. Gene Ontology annotation, cellular component: spliceosomal complex.
AUGGACGUGGACAAGCUAUUCAAGCUUCCGGCGCUACCAGCGGGGGCAGCUCAGAAACGAAAGUUCACCGACAACCCUACUCCAGAAAUGCUGGAAAGAUAUAAAGUACCCCGUGUGGAAACGAGAGAUCUCAAGUCCCAAUCAAUACCUGUCAAGAAUGGGAAGGGUAAAGGACAUGCAACGACUGUUGAGGAUGAAGAGGAUGAUAGAUUAGCUGAGAACGAAGCCGAUAGACCAGAUGAGGUAGAUCCGGAUGAAGAAGGACGUUUCUUUGGUGGUGGACUGAACACUGAGCAGGAACAAAUAAUGGACAUCUUCGAUGCUGCAGGGGAUGAAACAGAGGAUACAACCCUCACAUUACCUGCUCUGAGACGACAGAUAGGAAGAUUUGAGAGGGUGGUAGCUAAGAACGCUGAGCAGAGGGGAAAAUACCCAGAUGAUCCUUCCAAAAGGUUCAUCGAAUCAGAAGCAGAUCUAGAUACAUCUAUCAAACAAUUUCUCACAUUGACACAAAAUCCUAUCCUUUUCUACCCCGAGUUGGUCAGAUCUGGAACUGUCGCCCUCCUCACCAAUCUACUCAGUCACGAGAACACUGAUAUCGCCAUAGACACUGUGGACGUCAUCCGAGAGUUGAUCGAUGAUGAUGUCUUGGAUAACCUGGAAGACGGUGAUCAAGAGGAGGACGGUUUGGCGGCAAAAGCAAGGAUGGCAAUGGGCGAGUUAAUAGAUGACUUGCUCAAUAAUUCUCUAUUGGACUUGUUAGUCGCAAAUCUUGGACGAUUGAACGAAGAGGAAGAAACGGACCGGGAUGGUGUUUUCGGUAUACUCAACGUCUUUGAGAAUUUAUUAUCAUUCAUGCCGCCUCUGGCGGAACAAAUCGUCAAUACUACGACACUAUUACCUUGGAUCAUACAACGACUUGGAAAGAAAGAUUUCGAUAGUAACAAACAAUAUACUAGUGAGAUAUUAUCGAUGGUUUUGCAAGAUAGUAGAGAUACCAAACUACGUGUGGGAGAGUUAAAUGGGUUGGAAACGCUUCUACAGGCUGUGGCGCAAUAUCGGAAAAAGGAUCCUGAUACGGGUGAAGAAGUAGAAUUUAUGGAGAAUUGCUUCGACGCACUGUGUUCUUUACUUGGAGAACCGGAAUUGAAGGGGCAGUUUUUAGAAGCGGAGGGAGUGGAGUUGAUGAUUAUCCUCAUGAAAGCAAAGCUCCUCGCUCGUACACGUGCCAUCAAAGUCCUAGCCUACGCUCUACAGACAGAAGAUGGGUCUCCGGCUUGUGAACGUUUUGUCGAUAUGCUCGGUCUCAAAACCUUGUUCUCAGCAUUCAUGUCUCGACCCGAUCAAAAAAGACGGCUUAACGCCUCUUCAGUCACGGAAGACGAAGAGCACAUUUUAUCAAUCUUCGUAUCCCUCUUCACACAUCUCGCCUCUGACUCCCCACAACGUAUCCGAUUGAUUGCUAAAUUCGUGGAGAACAACUAUGAAAAGGUGGAACGAUUAUUGGAAAUGCGUGAAGCUGCGGAGGGCAGGUUACGAGUGGUGAACAGGGAGAUCGAAAGGGAGAAAAAAGUCAUGAUCGCCAAUGGAGAAGAAGUGGGGGAGGAAGAAGAAGCGGAAUGGUAUUUGAGACGGAUGGACGAAGGUCUGAGUGCUUUACAAAAUAUUGAUUAUAUAUUGGCCUGGGUGUGUAUGGAGGAUGACGGCGCAAUGACACAUGCUAGAACGCUAUUAUCAAGGAGAGAUCAAUCUUUAGGUGAUGUGGUGAUUGUGCUCCAGGACUUUAAGGAUAACAUAGGGGAUCCGACGGAGGAGGAAGAGGAAGGACAGGCUUCGUUACAAAAGAUGGUACUGGAACAGCUGAUAGCUUUUCUGUCAGAGGUGGAAUGA